Messenger RNA from Acanthosepion pharaonis, 1224 nucleotides. NCBI's taxonomy places the organism in Eukaryota, Metazoa, Mollusca, Cephalopoda, Sepiida, Sepiidae. The record is from the annotation of a GenBank genome assembly.
AUGUAUCUAUAUCUUGACUCUCUUCCUCUCUCUCUCUCUUUUCUCUUUCUUCCCUCCCUACACACCCUCCCUCUCCCCCUAUCUCUCGCACCACUUAUCUCCCCCUCUUCUCUUCUCUCUCUCCCCUCUCUCAGUGUCAUUUGGGGGCACUGGCAUCAAACAAGUAUCAAUUCCAGUUUGCUUUCUUUUACAACUUUCCAUUGUUCGAUUUCCUUUUACCUUUUUUGCAUUCUUUUUUUUUCUUUCUCUCCACUUCAUCAUUAUUUCAUUUUGCUCUUUUCUUUUUUCAUUUCACAAUCUUCUGAAUUGUGUCUCCAUUUUCACGGCUAUAUUAUUUGUUUCUUUUUCACUGUUUUCCUAUCUUCCUGUUUUUCUCUUUUCUCUCUCUCUUGCUCUCUCUGCUCUUGUAUCUGUUCUAUGUAUCCAUUUUUAUUUCCUUCCCACUCUUUUUUUCCUCUUAAAUCUCGUUCUCUCUCCUCUGUCCGUCCUUUUAAUCGUUUUCUCACUCCUUUUUAUACUUUACACCUAGUUCUUUUGGGCAAAGACUCCUUAACCAAAACCACAUGUAUUUCUACUAUUUUUGCUUCUAUAAAUUAUUUCACUUUCUUUUCUCUAUAUUUACUAUUUUUUUUUAUUCCAUUCAUUUUCCUCUUCGUUUUCUCAUUCUUCUUACGAUCAAUUUGGUUUUCUUUUUUUCUCCCCAUUAUAUUUCUUAUUUUUUUGAUGAUACCCCUUAUUCCAUUUACAUUCUUUCUCCUUCUCCUUUCGAUCCACCCGCCCCCCCCUCUUGAUUUCUUUUCUUAUAUUCGUUCAAUUUUCUUUUUUCAAUUUUCUACUUUCGAAUCGAUCUCGUCAUUUUCUACGUCUUUCCUUCUUUUGUUGUUAUUCUUCUUAAUAUUAUUUUCGUCUUCUUUUUCUUCUUGUUGUUGUCCUUUUUCUUCUUAUUAUUAUUCUUUACCACCUCCACAUCCUCCUCCUCCUUCUUCUUCUUCUUCUUCUUCUUCUUCUUAUUAUUAUUAUUAUUAUUAUUAUUAUUUACCUAAUAUUCUAAUAUCUCUCCCCUCCUCCUCGUUCUAUUAUUAUUAUUAUUAUUUACCUACUCUUCCUCCCCUCCUCCUCCUUGUAGUUGUUGCUGAUGUUUUGUUGUUAUUUUCUUCUUCUUCUUCUUCUUCUUCUUCUUCUUCUUCUUCUUCUUCUUCUUCUUCUUCUGACACUGUCAACUGA